AUGGCCGACGGUCGUGUGGCGGAGCUCAUGUCCAUCACCAAUCUGGAUCCAGAAACGGCCAAGCAUGUCCUCGAGGCUGCCAAUUAUGACAUGUCUCGCGCAGUGGAACUAGCCUUCUCCAUGGACAGCAGCGGCCAGCCCCCACAGCAAACAGCAAAGCUUGAAGAUGAGGUUCGCGCCCCCAUCGAGGCACGCCAUGACACGCUGCUCGGCCCUGCCGUCGGCAUGCUGUCAGCCAAUCCUCGAAGCAUGUUGGCUUCGGUGGCCACGGACCCCUUUCGCAUGUCCCAGUCUCGCGCAGCCCGAGCUGACGGUUUUCGAGCCCCCAUGAACGGAUCUGACUCGUCGCAUUUGGCCGCACUCUUUGAACCUCCUCUGGACCUUCUCUUUCAUGGCGACAUUCUCUCGGCACGACGCUUAGCCGAGGCCGAAAGCAAGGACGUACUCGUCAACAUUCAGGACCCACAGCAGUUUGCGUGCCAAGCACUCAAUCGAGACUUGUGGAAGGAUGAUAUGAUUCGGAGCAUUAUACAGGAACGCUUCGUCUUUUGGCAACACUACUAUGAUUCGGAGGUUGCCAGCAAUUACAUGCGCAUGUAUGAGCCGGUUCAUGACUUUCCCUAUGUGGCCAUCAUCAGUGGUGUCACCGGGGAACUUCUCAAAGUUUUCUCACCGCCCAUCACCAAGGACAAGCUCGUGAGCUACGUUUUCGACAGUGGCCAGCGCACCCCACGCCAACCGGCAGCUUCGACCUCUCGGCCAGCUGCUGCAACUCGGCCUGCCAAGCACAACGUGAUUGACCUAAGUGAAGACGAACAGCUGCGUCUAGCAAUGGAGGCUUCGCUUUCCGAUGCCAAUGGCACCGAGGCCAUCGUCAUUGAAGAUGACGAGGAUGAAAACAACGAAGGCGAAAAUGAAGCGAGCGAGGAUGAGGUCGAAGUGCGCACAAUUGAGAAAGAUGCCCUGCCCUCGUCGACGCCGGCACCGCAGGCGACGCAGCCAGCGUUCACUGAUCCAGAGCCGGCCAAGGGAGAGCCAGGCACUUGCACCAUUCGCUUCGUAUUUCCCAACAACAAACGCGUCACGCGAAACUUCUACCUGACGGAUACACUCAACACCUUCAUGCGGUUUCUGGCAACAACAGAGGAAGCAGAACAAACUCCAAAACGGCUCGUGGCGGGUCGCCCUUCGCAGAACUUGCUUGAACAUGACCUGAACACACCCCUCAUGGACUUUGGUUUCCGCAACGAUGUCGUUCGGAUUGAUUAUGAAGCAUAA
Monosiga brevicollis MX1 is the source of this 1278-nucleotide messenger RNA. RefSeq lists its product as uncharacterized. Gene Ontology annotation, biological process: proteasome-mediated ubiquitin-dependent protein catabolic process. The coding region runs from base 1 to 1278 and encodes 425 amino acids. Gene Ontology annotation, cellular component: nucleus. Lineage: Eukaryota; Choanoflagellata; Craspedida; Salpingoecidae. Gene Ontology annotation, molecular function: ubiquitin binding. The transcript is spliced from 10 exons. The record is from RefSeq and is a predicted model, not a curated record.